UAGGGUUUUUGUGUUCUUUUAGGGUGGGUUGGCUUCUCCUUCCCCGUUCGCCGUUUUAGGGUUCGGAUCCGUUCUCGUCUUUCUCCAUGGCGGCUUCCGAUGGUGAAUACCGUUGUUUUGUCGGCGGCCUUGCUUGGGUUACAGACGACUCCUCCCUCGAGCAUGCAUUCAGCGCCUAUGGCGAGAUUGUGGAAUCCAAGAUCAUCAAUGACCGGGAGACGGGGAGAUCAAGGGGCUUUGGAUUCGUGACUUUCCGCGAGGAGAAGGCGAUGCGGGAUGCCAUAGAGGGGAUGAACGGGCAGGCCCUCGACGGUAGGAACAUCACUGUCAACGAAGCCCAGAACCGUCGGAGCGGCGGAGGCGGUGGCGGAGGCGGAGGUUUCCGUAGCGGCGGCGGUGGAUUCGGUGGCGGAGGGAAUGGAUACGGUGGCCGUCGUGAAGGGGGCGGUUACAGCCGAGGUGGGGGAGGGGGAGGCUACGGCGGCGGUGGGUACGGGCGUGACCGUGGCUACGGCGACGGCGAGUCCCGCUACCCCAAGGGCAACGCUUCCGAUGGCUAUUGGGGGAAUUGAACUUGAUUCGAUGCCGCUGUGGCUUCGAUGGAUUGAGCUCCGUAGGUUUCUUAUUAUCGGUCUAGUUUAUUUCAGUGGGUGUUUGAUGUUGGAUUAUCCUUAAUUCUAAUCUUUUGAUAUCGUAAACUCUAGUAUCUCGUUCAGGUUUGUUCGGAAAACCUGUCUUUGUUAUGCGAUUGAAAUAAAAUUCUUCAGAAAAAGUAUAGCACUUUCUGUUA
Zingiber officinale is the source of this 790-nucleotide messenger RNA. Its product is annotated as glycine-rich RNA-binding protein GRP2A-like. The record is from RefSeq and is a predicted model, not a curated record. The coding region runs from base 87 to 572 and encodes 161 amino acids. The transcript has 2 exons. Gene Ontology annotation, molecular function: mRNA binding. NCBI's taxonomy places the organism in Eukaryota, Viridiplantae, Streptophyta, Magnoliopsida, Zingiberales, Zingiberaceae.